Molecule: messenger RNA, 2478 nt
Organism: Effrenium voratum
Lineage: Eukaryota; Dinophyceae; Suessiales; Symbiodiniaceae
Source: the annotation of a GenBank genome assembly
AUGGACGCCUGCGCCACGCUCAAGGAGGCCUUCCGAGCCUUGGCUCCGCUCCAGGUGGAAGUUGCGGAGAGCGAGGGCGAGAACGAUCACGAGGACAUGGUCGCACAGGAGUCAGAGGCCUACGUCCCGAUUGAAUCCAACGGGGAGAUGAUGAUAACUAAUAAAGUGGUGCAGCUGCUCGCUAGCAUGAGGCCAUGUGGGAAGGGCAUCGUGCGUGGGACAAAGGCCUGCCGGGUUCUUGAAGGCUUUGGCCGAUCUUUCCGGCGUGUGAGUCCAGGGCUACACGCGAAGAGCUAUCCCACUCGCAGCAUUGGGACAUUUUGCAGCCACAGCUGGCAGGGCUGGUGGUUGGCGAAAUAUCUCACCCUUCUGCUGUUUUACAAUGGCUUAGCUGCCGCUGUCAUCUCAUCCAUCGGCGCUGCCAUAGCUGCCGGCCUCUUCUGCUUCGAUGUCCUGCCGAUUUUGAAAGGGAAAGACGAGUCGCAGUACAGAUCAUCCUUUUGGGCAACGAUGGUGGGUGUGCUACUCUACGUUCUGACACUUCUACUUUGGCGGCCUGGAACCACUGUUUUCUUUGAUUCCAUCUGCAUUGAUCAAACAAGUACGGUCCGAAAAACCAGAGGCCUGCUCAGCAUGGGCGCUUUUCUGAAGUCUUCCAACUCAAUGCUAGUGCCGUGGGACGCCUCAUACUGCUCUCGAUUGUGGUGCAUGUUCGAGAUUGCUGGAUUUCUACGGAGCCGUGAUGGCAUGAAGCCCAAACUGAUCAUGAGGCCGACAAUAUUGGGCCCAUGUUACCUCUUGCAGACCUUGACUGUCUUCAUGGUCUUUGUGGGUGUUGGCCUCGUCCCUGAUCACCCUCAAUGGGUGUUCUGGACCUUCCAGGCAUUGGUUUGCUUCUGUGGCUUUUACAUCAAUAUGGCCGCCUACAGGCAGUAUGCCUUAUCGAUUGAGAACAUGCAAGAUGAGUUGCGCGGCUUUACCUUGCAAAACGCAACUUGCUGGUGCUGCAGCAUAGGCCACAAGCGGAACGGAACGCCGGUGAUGUGUGACCGAGAUUGUAUCAUCAAGUGCGUUUCCAUCUGGUUCGGUAGCCCGGAGAGCUUCGAAGACCGAGUGAGGAGUGAGGUGCUCAGCUGCCUCACUCAGCACCUCACCACCCAAUUCUUCACCUAUCAGCAGUGCGUCAUCACGAUGGUUCCCAUUCUUUGGGCCUUCAUGGAUACUGGCUCCGCGCAUGUGCGCUUGGCCGAGCUGGGCAACGAGUGGCUUCUGGGGGCCCGCGAGCUGGCGCGAGGCUUCGCCUGGUGGUUGGGCGUGGCGCCCCUGGCUUUGCUGCUGGGGUUUCGGAUCUGCUUCUACCUGCGCCGGCCGUUGGCCCGAAAAAGCUGCGACGUCUUGCUGAACUUCCCGCCUCUGCUGGCCGUGGUGGGGGCGGUGGUGCUCAUGGUGCAGCUGGAACAGCUGUGCUUCAACGCCUUCCGGGUGAAGUCGGAGUUUCUGGUGCUUACGCAGCUGCUGCAGGGCCCCGAGGCGAUGUACUGGGAGCAUGGACUGGGAGCUGAGAUGGUGACAGCAGCCCGGACGCAGCGUAGGCAGAGCUCCAGCGGCGAGCUGGAAUGGACUCUAUUGAGUGAAGAUGUGGAGCCGGCAGUGACAGUCAUUGACAGGGCAAUCGUCAACAUCGGCCCCGAAAAUCCGAAGGUCAUCAAGCGUGCGCAGGAGCUUUUGUCGCCAGAUGCCCACAGCACCCUCUUUGCGCUGCAAGCUGAAAACACCGCCGACAAUCUGCGGGCUGAACUGCGCAUUGUGGAUCCCAGCCCGGAAGCUGGAGAUCGGCGCAGGGGCUGCUCCAUGGCCCUUCUGGCGCUGCUGGGGCAGCUGAAUCCAGACCAUCCGUUGCAGGACAAGCUUCGCAGCGAGUUUGCCGCGGAGCUGUCGGAGAUUCAACCAACAGUGGCUUCCACUGAGCAGCCGCCUCUGCCGCCUCCAGCAGAAGGUCCUCCAACCGCCACAGAGCUGCUCACUCCGCCGCUGGAGACGCAUGUGGACGCGCAGUCGACAGAGGAGGUCUCGCAGGCACAGUUGGAGCUGGAGCGAGCCCUGGAGGGGGGCGAGGAUCCGUUCAAGCUUGAGCCCACUCCUGAGGAGACCAACCAGGCUCUCUUUGAGGCAGGCGUCCGGCCAUAUGACGAUGACCUCAACUUGGACGUGCCAGAAGAUGAGAAGGACCUUUGGGGCUCUCCAACAGGAUUCCUUGAGCUGUCAAGCAUAAACGAGCAGGUGGUGGAUCCAAAGAAAAAGAGGGACUUUGAUGAGGAGAAGGGGAAGAUCAGCUUUGAUCCCGACCCAGCACAUGUGAUGAUGCUGCAGACCAUUGCAUCAGAGGAGAUCUCACGCCAGAGAUGCAGAAGAGGAAGGAAGAGCAGGCUCAGGCAGAACGCGCCCGCGGCGAGCAGAAGGAGCGCACGGCAGUUCUGA